Messenger RNA from Gordionus sp. m RMFG-2023, 2034 nucleotides. RefSeq lists its product as uncharacterized. The coding region runs from base 1 to 2034 and encodes 677 amino acids. NCBI's taxonomy places the organism in Eukaryota, Metazoa, Nematomorpha, Gordioida, Chordodea, Parachordodidae. The record is from RefSeq and is a predicted model, not a curated record. The transcript has a single exon.
AUGGAAAAUUACGUUCCUGAUGUAAGGGCAACAUCUAAUUUUUCCCAUAAAUGUAAGAUUAUAUCAAAAAAAAUAGACCAAGGGGACGUAUGUGGAGCUCUUAAAUUAGCCUCAUCUAAUGAUAAAUUGGCUCCAUUUGAUGAACAUACUUUUACUUUACUAAAAGAAUUGCACCCUCAGGCUUUUCCUGAAGAUCUUCCCAUCCCUAUAAAACCUAAUUUAAUCGAAAUAGGUAAAGAAGAACUUAUUAAAACAAUUUUAUCUUUUAAUAAAAACUCUGCAGGGGGAAUUGACGGUUUUCGCCCCUCUUAUUUCCAAUUUUUAAUUAACCCUAAAAAUCCUCAUAAAGAUACAUUUGUAAAUUCAUUGGUAAUACUUAGUGAAAAUAUAUUGAACAAUGAUUUACCCAGUCAAAUUCACCAAAUCCUUUUUGGCGCAAGAUUAAUUGCUUUUACUAAGCCUGAUGGUGGAGUUCGGCCAAUCGCAAUAGGGUCUUUUUUUAGGAGACUAUUAGCUAAGAUAAUCGUUGAGCGCAUCAAACCUGAUGCUUCAAAAAUGUUCCAAACAUAUCAACUAGGCUUUGGUACUAAAGGGGGAUGCGAAAUAGCCGCUCACUCUCUUCGCAUAUAUAUCGAAGAUCCUCCUCCAGACGCCGUAGUCUGUAAGCUUGAUUUUAAAAAUGCUUUUAAUUCUUUAUCCAGAAAAACAUUUUUAAACAUUUUUUAUGAAAAAUUCCCAGUUUAUGCAAGAUUUAUUGAACAGUCUUAUGGCUGUAGAACCCCUCUCAAAUUCGGGGAAUAUACAAUUCCUUCUGACGAGGGUAUUCAACAAGGAGACCCUUUGGGCCCUCUGAUCUUUAGUUUAGGUAUACAUAACCUAGUUCAUUGUCUAAAAUCCUCUUUUAAUUUAGAUUUAAACAUAUGGUAUUUAGAUGAUGGUACCAUUUGCGGACCUUCUAAAAAUAUUCUUGCAGCGAUAGAUUAUAUAGAGAAAAAUUCUCUAAACAUAGGCCUUACUCUAAAUAAAUCUAAAUCGGAAAUAUGCUUUUUAAAUUCAAAUACUCUCAAAGUCCAAGGGUUUAAAAUCAUCAAAAAAAGUGAAAUUAAUCUUCUAGGUUCACCUUUAAGCAGUUUUUCCAACUGUGAGGUGUUCGUGGAAAAAUUUUUCGAAGGCUUAUCAGGACUCGAAACUAUUUUAAACGAAAUUCCUUCACACCAGAGCUUUUUUCUUUUAAAAAAAUAUUUAUUUUUACCAAAGAUAGUACAUAUUUAUAGAUCUUCUUCCUUUUUUUUAAAUAAUGAAAUUAUUAAUCGUGUUCAUGAAUUUUUUAGAAGUUUAUUAGAAAAUAUUUUAAAUAUUAAAUUGGAAGAUUUUAAUUGGGGUUUCUCACAAUUACCCUCGAAAAUGGGUGGUUUAGAUUUAUAUCCUUUAAACCUUCUAUCUCUUUCCUCAUUUUUGGCAUCGCGUUUGAUGAAUAACGCCAUGAUAUCUUCUUUUAUCUCUCCUAAAGAUAACCUUUUAAACUCAGCCUUGACAGCCUGGACAUCUUUAGCUCCACCUGAAGCUGUCUUACCCACGAUCUUAACACACCAAUCUCUUUUCGAACCUUUAAUUAAAAAAUUUUUUAAAAUAAUCUCAUCAAACCCCCCUUUGGAGUAUAUUCAACUAUUACAGAAUGCUGACUGUACUAGUGGCUAUGAAUGGUUGGAAGCAUUACCAAGUCGUAACCUAGGUAACCUCUUAUCAGAUGAACAAUUAAGAGUUGCCAUAGGCCAUCGACUUGGAUGUAACAUUGUUCAACCACAUACAUGCAUCAAAUGUAAAACAUUAGUUGACUCCAAAGGGAGACAUGGUCUAAAUUGUAUAUAUAGUCAAGGCAGGCAUGCAAGGCAUGCAGCAAUUAAUUUAGCUAUUAGCCGUUCUCUUACCAGGGCCCGAAUACUAAACAUCCUGGAGCCUACAAAUUUAUCGUUAGAUGGUGGCUUAAGACCAGAUGGUUUAACUUCCGUGCCUUGGUUUUUAGGAAAUCCUUAA